Molecule: messenger RNA, 452 nt
Organism: Pseudomassariella vexata
Lineage: Eukaryota; Fungi; Ascomycota; Sordariomycetes; Amphisphaeriales; Pseudomassariaceae
Exons: 2
Source: RefSeq, a predicted model, not a curated record
CUUGCUUCCUCUGGAUGGGAGGAAAGCACAAUAUGUCAAGUGGUGGAAAGUGCUCGUCUUCUGGGCCUUCAACUAAGACUCAAUGGAAGGCGCUCAACCGCGAGGACGACGGUUAUGAGACCCAAGUCUCCUCCAACUUUGAUGAUGCGCCCAUAUCUGGCGAACAGGUGGCCCAGUACUACUCUCAGAGCAUUGGGUGGCCCAAUGUCCUCGUUCCUGAAGCCGAUACCAACAACGACGCCAACGACAACCCCGAUGGCAACGACGUACAGUCCAAGGGAGACGGCGGAAUCGACCAAGCCGCGAAGCGCGAAGCGCGAAGCGUCAAAGAUGGCUUUCUGCCGGACCCCAAACGAAUAUGCCGCCCACUGGUGGCAAAAGGCAAUGGACCAAGGGUUGGAUCAUCAAAGACGGGGACGCAGCAAGGUGCAAAGCUUGGUCCGAAACCAUGA